This is a messenger RNA of Nannospalax galili (Upper Galilee mountains blind mole rat), 3305 nucleotides long. RefSeq names its product RasGEF domain family member 1A (gene Rasgef1a). The record is from RefSeq and is a predicted model, not a curated record. Gene Ontology annotation, biological process: positive regulation of GTPase activity; Ras protein signal transduction. The transcript has 13 exons. Bases 164 to 1633 code for a protein of 489 amino acids. Gene Ontology annotation, cellular component: plasma membrane. Gene Ontology annotation, molecular function: guanyl-nucleotide exchange factor activity. Lineage: Eukaryota; Metazoa; Chordata; Mammalia; Rodentia; Spalacidae.
GGUCUUGCCCCGCCCUGCUCCUUGCCGGCUCCCCGCCCUUGGGGCCCGGAGGUGGCGGGACCCGCGGGCGGGAAGUCCCGGGCUGGGGCGGCGCUGGCCCCACGCACAGAGAGGAGUCGCGGCUCCCGGGGCGGAUCCGGGAUAACCGAAGCAGGCAGCCAGGAUGUUUCUGGAGCCCCAGGAAGCUAUGCCCCAGACAUCUGUGGUGUUCUCCAGCAUCCUUGGGCCCAGCUGUAGCAGACAGGUGCAGCCCGGCAUGGGGGAGAGGGGAGGUGGGGCCGGCAGCGGCUCCAGGGACCUCAUUUUCCAAGAUGGACGCCUCACCUCUGGAUCCUUCGAGGCCUUGAUGGAGCACCUGGUCCCAACGGUGGACUAUUAUCCCGAUAGGACGUACAUCUUCACGUUUCUCCUGAGCUCCCGGGUCUUCAUGCCCCCUCAUGAUCUGCUAGCCCGAGUGGGGCAGAUCUGCCUGGAGCAGAGGCAGCAGCUGGAGGUGGGGCCUGAGAAGGCCAAGCUGAAGUCCUUCUCUACCAAGAUUGUGCAGCUACUGAAGGAGUGGACAGAGGCCUUCCCCUAUGACUUCCAGGAUGAAAAGGCCAUGGCCGAGCUGAAGGCCAUUGCACACCGAGUCACCCAGUGUGAUGAGGAGAAUGGCACAGUGAAGAAAGCCAUUGCCCAAAUGAUACAAAACCUGCUGCUGUCCCUGGCUGCCCGCAGUCAGCUCCAGGAGCUGCGGGAGAAGCUCCGGUCACCCGUUGUGGACAAAGGGCCUGUCCUCAAGGCCAAGCCACCAGCCACCCAGAAGGACAUCCUUGGUGUAUGCUGUGACCCCCUGGUGCUGGCCCAGCAGCUGACCCACAUCGAACUGGAAAGGGUCAACAGCAUCCGUCCUGAGGACCUGAUGCAGAUCAUCAGCCACAUGGAUUCCUUGGACAAUCACAGGUGCCGAGGGGACAUGACUAAGACCUACAGUCUAGAGGCCUAUGACAACUGGUUCAACUGCUUGAGCAUGCUGGUGGCUACUGAGGUGUGCCGGGUGGUGAAGAAGAAGCACCGGACCCGCAUGCUGGAGUUCUUCAUCGAUGUGGCCCGAGAGUGCUUCAACAUUGGGAACUUCAACUCCAUGAUGGCCAUCAUAUCCGGCAUGAACCUUAGUCCUGUGGCGCGGCUGAAGAAAACGUGGUCCAAAGUCAAGACGGCCAAGUUCGAUGUCUUGGAGCACCACAUGGACCCAUCCAGCAACUUCUGCAACUACCGCACAGCCCUGCAGGGGGCUACACAGAGGUCCCAGACAGCCAACAGCAGCCGCGAAAAGAUUGUCAUCCCUGUGUUCAACCUCUUUGUUAAGGAUAUCUACUUCCUGCACAAAAUCCAUACCAACCACCUGCCCAGUGGGCACAUUAACUUCAAAAAAUUUUGGGAAAUCUCCAGGCAGAUCCAUGAGUUUAUGACAUGGACACAGGUGGAGUGUCCCUUCGAGAAAGACAAGAAGAUUCAAAGUUACCUGCUCACGGCACCCAUCUACAGUGAGGAAGCUCUCUUCAUCGCCUCCUUUGAAAGUGAAGGUCCUGAGAACCACAUGGAAAAGGACAGCUGGAAGGCCCUCAGGACCACUCUCCUUAACAGAGCCUGAGGGUGCUGCUUGCAGACACUGGCUGACCAGACACAUGAACCAAGUUCACAUCUUGAUGGAUAUGGGAUGAGAUGAGGAGGCCUCACUGGUUGGGGUCCAUUUUGUAUAUAACUUUUAUGAAAAAGAAAAUGGUAAUUAUUUCAUGCAUCAGCCUUUGGCACUUAAAGUUUUUUGUUGUUGUUAUUUAUUUUAAACAGGGCAGGGCCCUGCUUUGGGGGAGGGAUGGGGAAAGAGUAUCAUGGGAGAUGGUAUCCAUGGUAACAUCUUAUUCUAAUGAAAUGUAGAUUUUUAUUUUCUACUUUUGAUGAUUAACAUCUUAUGAAAAAAAGAUUUAAAAUAACCCAACCAAAACCAAUGUGAGCCCUGCCUGUUUGGACGCCUCUGCAGCCAGCGUCUCUGAUGUUGGGGUUAGUGCCUUAGAGGGUACUGGGGUCCAGUCUUCCGGCUCCAUUAUUGGAGUUGCAGCCAGCUCUGUCCUGGGCUGCGAGGCGCCCACCCUCAGCAGCCUGGGCCACCAGGUUCCCACAGGAAAGGCUGGAGUGGCCAGGAGGGCUGGUGUACACACCUCUGGAAGGGAACCUUUCCAUGCGGGCUUUCCAAAGUUUACAUUUUCAUUUUCCUUUAUCAGGGAUUUAUGGGUUUGGGGGGCGGGGGGUAGGGGGAUGCCCGACAACAUAUUUUCUAUGAGAAUAUGUUUGGCAAACUGUUCUUCAAUUGUGUUUUAGAAGAGAAAAAAAAAUCUAAGAUAAUAUGGGGAGGGCAGUGUGGCACUGUCAAUUUUCUGGGCUAUAACUAAGACACAGAGCUACAAAGUUGAUUUGAAACUGGCACACAAAGGGAAGAGAAAGCAGAAUGGAUGUGUUGCCGAUGGCAUCCCUUCCUUCUGGUAGGAGCCCCCCCUCCCCCCCCGGGUAAUCUGAAUUAGAAAAUUAGCCAGGCAGCCACCAGCGCUGGAGCUCUUCCAGAUCAAUCUGUCCAACACAGAGAGGUAUUUUUCUAAUCCAAACAGAGGAGUAUGCUCCAUCUUCCAUGUCUGACUUCCUGGCGUGAACCCUGGGCCUUACAGACCAUGGGUGGGAUGGCUCUCUUCCUCAGAAAGCUGGAGGUAUCCUCCACAGACUGCCCUCUUCACGUUUGGCUUCAGUGGGAGCGGCCAGUCAAGAAGCCCAGUAUAGACUGGUUGGUCCCAUUCCCAGAGCUCCUGGGGAUAGCCUGGAGAUGGCCAGCCAGACCUUGGGGAGGAGGGUGAGGCGGUCACCCUCAGCCCUGGGGAGCUGAGUAGUUACACUGUAUUGUCACAGUGUGUUCGCACUUUUCAGAUGUUCGAGGUAGUACGGAUUGUAUACUGAUAGUACCUAUUGCUUUGUUUAUGUCUUUGAGAUAAAGGCUGGAAACUUGAGAAUAUAUAUUUGGAAUAUAAUGUUAGAACAUUUUCUGUAUAUGUGUUAAAGAGCCUUCAGUCCAUGUGCACUUCAAGGGUCACCAGUUCUGGUACCCACUUGAAAAGUGUCUACAUUUGCUACUUUAUUCCCCCAAUUUGAUACACACCCCAAAUUUGAUGUUUUGGUAUUUGGAGCUGAUCUCUGAACAUAAAGCUGUACCAUAAUGCAGGAUGUCAGUUGUGGCGUGACUGAAUGUAUGUGCAUUAAUAAAAGAACAUGUUGCUCCUCUC